Messenger RNA from Umbelopsis ramanniana AG, 1997 nucleotides. RefSeq lists its product as uncharacterized. The record is from RefSeq and is a predicted model, not a curated record. Lineage: Eukaryota; Fungi; Mucoromycota; Umbelopsidomycetes; Umbelopsidales; Umbelopsidaceae. Gene Ontology annotation, cellular component: nucleus. Gene Ontology annotation, molecular function: DNA-binding transcription factor activity, RNA polymerase II-specific; transcription cis-regulatory region binding; zinc ion binding. The coding region runs from base 61 to 1896 and encodes 611 amino acids. The transcript has a single exon. Gene Ontology annotation, biological process: DNA-templated transcription; regulation of DNA-templated transcription.
GGGAAAGCAACUGACUCAAGAGAAAUACGCAAUUGAACUCCCGACUUGCGGGGAAAUCAAAUGCCUGUGUUUAAAAACUUUGGAAAAAAUGGUGAGCGCAGACUCUAUCAAAUGACACCUACCAGCGACGAUGGUCAGCCAUUGAAGGCUGGCAAGCGUACACGAUCAGCAAAAGCCUGUACAGCAUGUCGUCAAAUGAAGCUGAAAUGUGAUGCUAUGGAUCGAUUUCCGUCACCUUGCUCCCGAUGUACGAAGAACAGCCACUUUUGUGAGAUUGACCGCAAUUUUCAAAGAGAAAGGAAGCGACGCUCUGAACCUGUACAGAUUCCACAACAGAAUCAAGCAAACACUAUGCAAACCAUGUUGACGCCUCAAAGUCAAGUUGAUUCCAUCAAUAAUGUCGCUAAUAAUAAUGAAAACCUUACCGAGGGUCGCAGCACGAGCCCUCCAUUGAUAGCGGUGUUACAGUCAGCAAAUGACCUGCAACCGAAAGAUGAAGCUCUCCUCGGUACUAUUAUUCCAGGACAUCGCAUUCGACUGAUGUUUGACAUGUUCAUCAAUCUCUAUCACAGACACCUUCCUAUUUUACCUUUGGAAUAUAUCAGUCCGGUCAAAUUAUCUGACGAAUCACCUCUGCUGUUUUGGUCCAUCUGCUCAGUGACCGUCGCCACUACUUGCCCAGACCUAACAGAUGUGAUACACGAGCAUGUUAGGGAUUUGAUUAGCAAGUCAUACCUGACCCAUUAUAUCUUCAAGCCAUUUACAGCUCUAUCGAAUGUCUGCGCUAUGGUGUUUUUAUGUUAUUGGCCACUAACUCACCGAACGAUACAAGAAGAUGCCUCAUGGACGUAUUGUGGGUUGGCUACGCAUAUGGCUCUCCAAAUAGGCUUGCAUCGAUUUACAUAUACUGAGGAAUACGCCAUUGCAAGCGAAACACGAGCGACACAAAAAAUGAAGCUGCUAACAUGGCUUGGAUGCUUCUUGGUCAACCAACUCAAUGCUGAUUUCCAUGGAGUACCAAGCACAGCCACGUUAGAUUAUACCUAUAUUCCCGACCUUACACAGUACUCUGAACAGGAUGCCAAUGUCGCCGAUUUCAUUAAAAGAGUCAAAAUUCUACAUGCCCUUAAGAAAGGCAUUGAUGUUCUUGGUACUCCUGAUGGCACUAUGAACCCCUCAGCGAAAGCUCUUCUUCAUAGGUCUGUGGAAGACACGUUUUCACAGCUUUUGAAUGAAAUCACACCGUUAUCCGAAAUUGCAGAACUCACCUAUCUACAUGCGAAACUACAACUUCACUCCUUUUUGCUCACUCCAGACGUACCGGAGUCAGACCAGAAAGACGCGAUCAUCCCCACGUACCUCGUUUGCAUGCAGCAUAUUCAAGUCAUUCGAAGUUUACUUGACAAGGAUCCUGAUUGUCAAUAUUGGCCAUUUUUCAUUGUCACCAAUUUACUGAUUGCCAGUACCGUGCUCUUCAAACUGACGAUAUCGCCUUACAAAGGCAUGAUCGAUGUCGAUGUGGCCAGGAACAACAUAUCUGAUUCAUUCACGCUGCUGAAAAGAUUGUCCACUUAUAAAGGAGAUAUGGCGUCAAGAUCACAAAUAUUUGUUGAGGGCAUCAAAAGCAUGUAUGUUGAAAAAGCUAUCUCUCCCCAAAUUUGCCCGGUCAAAACCAGGCUUGGAGCGGGUAUUUUCACCAGCACGCUUCUAGAGUAUAAAAAAUGGCAACGGGCAAAGACUCUGAAACAGCAGGAAGAAGAUAUGGCUCGAAAUGGAAUCAAUUUGAUGAACGAUACAGCACCCACCAAGGAUUUAAUUGGUCCAUUCUUUGAUGUUAUGACCUUUGACGAUUUCUGGAACUGGGACGUUUGGCCGGACACAAUGAAAAAUAUGUAAUCGAGCGGAGAUCUGUUGCUUAUCAUGUUCUUUAUUCUUAAUAUGGCAUAUGCCGAAAAUUUCGCAUCCAUUGCCGAUACCUUAAGGUGGGAAAUGAUUUU